Molecule: messenger RNA, 2418 nt
Organism: Thyridium curvatum
Lineage: Eukaryota; Fungi; Ascomycota; Sordariomycetes; Thyridiales; Thyridiaceae
Exons: 4
Coding region: 1-2418 (805 amino acids)
Biological process (GO): protein deubiquitination
Cellular component (GO): nucleus; cytosol
Molecular function (GO): cysteine-type endopeptidase activity; cysteine-type deubiquitinase activity
Source: RefSeq, a predicted model, not a curated record
AUGUCGAUGUUCUUGAAUAAAUUGAAAACAAGCAAUAAGCGUGCCCCUUUGCGCCUCGAGAGCACGCGGGUCCCGCCGCUUUCGCGGACACCGUCGGCUAACACAAAGUCGCUCACCUUUCAGGGCACUGCUGGCGGCACCACUGGCACGGCCGUCGCCCACAAGAAGAAGGAUGAACCGCCGGUAGAGGUCACGCCUCUCGAGAAGAUGCUGGCGAACGCAGGCCCGGUACGAGAAGAUGGGACAGACAAGUUCUUUGGCAUGGAAAACUUCGGAAACACCUGCUACUGCAAUUCGAUCGUCCAAGCAUUGUACUUCUCCGAACCUUUCAGGGACAAUGUCGUCAACUACCCCCCGCUCUCGCCCUCAGACACCCCCAACGGCACGGCGCCAAGGGUCAACGUCUCGAUCAGACCGCCGGCCGUCAAGGAGCCUCCGCCGCCUGCGCCCCCAAAGAAGGGAUUGUCGACGUCGCAGACAUUGAAGCAGCGACAGCUCAUCAACUCGGGGCAGCCCAUACCAGGCCAGCCGCUGAAGCCAGAAGACCGCCCCGACUCCCCCGAGUACAAGAAGAAGCAGGCCAUGAUCAAGGGUCCCGUCUUGGAGCUGACGCAGGAGUCGGCAACGGUUUACGGCAUGGAUGAGUGUACCUUCACCGGACUCAAGGAUAUCUUCAUGGCCCUUCGCCAGAGCGAAACGAGGACAGGCGUCAUUAGCCCGCAGCGCUUUCUCGAGAUAUUCCGGCGGGACAACGAGAUGUUCCGGACAUCGAUGCACCAGGACGCGCACGAGUUCUACGGCAUGGUGCUGAACGACGUCAUCACGAACGUCGAGUCGAACGCAAGGCAACGCCAGGUGAAGGAGAAGGAGGAGACGGAGACGGGGCUGUCGCAGUCGGUUCAGAAUGCGCUUGGUGCUGGCUUGGUGGCGAAUGGCCGAUCUGGGACGAGGUCGCCCGGGACCGGCUGGGUACACGACAUCUUUGAGGGCGUCCUCACCUCGGAGACCAAAUGCCUCACGUGCGAGACGGCGUCGCAGCGAGACGAAACCUUCCUCGAUCUGUCUAUCGACCUGGAGGAGCACUCGUCAGUCACGUCAUGUCUGAGGAAGUUCUCGGCCGAGGAGAUGCUGUGCGAGAGGAACAAGUUCCACUGCGACCAUUGCGGUGGUCUGCAAGAGGCCGAGAAGCGCAUGAAGAUCAAGAAGCUUCCCAAGAUUCUCACCCUGCACCUCAAGCGCUUCAAGUACACAGAGGACUUCACCAGGUUAGAGAAGCUGUUCCACCGGAUCGUCUAUCCCUACCACCUGCGCAUGUUCAACACGACGGACGAUGCGGAGGAUCCGGACAGACUCUACGAGCUGUACGCAGUUGUCGUCCACAUUGGCGGGCAUGCUUACCACGGCCACUACGUCUCCAUCAUCAAGACGCAAGACCGGGGCUGGCUCCUGUUUGACGACGAGAUGGUCGAGCCGGUGGACAAGCAUUUCGUGCGCAACUUCUUUGGCGACAAGCCCGGGACGGCCUGUGCGUACGUUCUCUUCUACCGGGAGACGACCUUUGAGAAUGUCGUGGCGGAGCAGGAAGCCGAGGGCCUGGAGGAGGUCAAGCUGGCGAGCCAGAAGGCCGAGGUCGCACUCGGCGUCGAGCCCAACGGCACGGCAGGCGGCCUGUCCAGAAACAUGACAGUGCAGCCCGGGUCGCCGCUGGACGACCGCGAGGAGUUUGUGUCGCUGGACCACGCACAGACGGCGCCGGACCUCCUCAGGAGCCCACAAGCCGCCGCUCCCACGCCGACACGGCCCCUCGCGCCCGCGCCCCCGACGCCCGACAAGAAGCAGAGCAAGGAGGAGCGGGAGCGGGAGAAGAAGGAGGCCAAGGCGGCGGAGAAGGCGCGCAAGGCGGCGGAGAAGGAGCAGGCCAAGCUGGACGAGCGGGCGCGCAGGGACAAGGCGGCGGCGGACGAGCGGGCGCGCAAGGAGCGGCUCGACACCCUGCGCGAGCGGCGCCGGGCCGAGGAGGACGAGCUCAAGCGCGCGCUCGAGGAGAGCAAGCAGACGGCGGCCAGCGAGGCGGAGCUGCGCAAGAAGGAGAGCAACACCACCAACACCAACAGCAGCGCCGACACGACGACGCCGCUCAAGAGCGUGACCUCGGGCAGUGGCGGCGGCGGGGGGUUCCUCAACCGGUCGAACCGGGGCAGCAAGUCCAUGUCACGCAAGAGCUUCGGCAGCAUCCUGGGCCGGGACAAGGACAAGGGCGGCGAGGUGACGACGGUGGAGCACCACCACGGCAACGGCAACAGCGGCAGCAACGGGAACGUGGCGCCGUCGUCGCCGGCGACGGGGGACAACAAGCCGCUCAAGGAGCGGUUUAGCUUCAGCCUCGGGAGGAAGAAGAGCAAUUCUGUGUUUCAGUAG